ACCUACUAUCUUCUACCUGAGUAUCUAACCAAACUAUAAGUUCUUAGUCUCGAUGUUAUUAUAAAUUCACUGAUUUGACAUUUUUCUGGUUUAAUAAUACUGCAGCGUUUGUAGGCUGUGAAAGUAAAAAACAAAAAAAAAACGCGCGAUAUGAUUUCGCUACGAGUUGCAAUUAUUUUUGCAUUAUCAACUCAAUUUGUUAGUUAUGGAAGUUGUGGAUAUGUUGUUGUUUCAGUUGAUAACUCAUUGCCAGAAUCAGAAACUCCAGAAUCUAAGGCGGAACCUCUACCUGAGACAUUAUAUACUCCAGUGAUCGAAACUACAACUGUGCCGACUUUAGACGAACCCCAAGAAGUUGAAGAUACUUCAGCUGUCCAGGAGAUUUCAACACCAUCUGACCGUCUGCCUCGUAAAGCGACAGGUUCCUCUCUUUGGAAAGACUGCACCAAUGGAAAAGGUUGCUUCAUUAAACACUUCCGCCAAUAUAACUAUUAUUAUCCAAAUGGUCAACGAGUUGUUGUACCAAUUCAAAAUAAUAGACCAAUAACAACUGAAGAUUUAUUACCAAAUCCUAGCAUUCCUGAUGAACUAUUACCUGUCACUUCCUCUGUACGCAUGACAAAUGAUAAUGGCAGGGUUACUGUUCAAACUAGCUCAAAGCCAACGGUUAGUUAUAAUCUCCCAGGAGUUACUUCGUAUGUUCCCAACAACGGUUUUAAUUAUAUCUACAAUCAGUUUGAUUCAGGACUUCGUCAGAAUACACAAGCAUAUGCUGGAGCCUCAUCAUAUGAUCAAAGGCCUGUAAGCGAGGAAGAACAAGUAGUAUCUGAAGAAGCAUCUGCAGAACAGACAGCUGAGCCCGCUCAAGAAGACGAUUCAUCUUCUGGCAACGUGAACAAGGACAUUACAACUUAUCUAUCUGGUCCCAAUGUGUUCGGUCAAAGCAGAUUAAGAGUGGUUAAAAAUGGAAACAAUGGCAAUUUCCAAUCAAGUCAAGUUAGCGUGUCAUCGAGUGUUCAAUCGCGACCUUUCCAAGUUGCUCAAGCACAAGAAGAAGUUAGUACUUUAUCAGAUUCUUACCAAGAUGAGGAUGAGUCCUCAACAACCGGCUCUUCUGGAAACGUGGACAAGGACAUCACAACUUAUUUCUCAGGACCCAAUAUGUACGGUCAGAAAAGACAGAGAAUUAUACAAAAUGGAAACAAUCAAAACUUCCAAUCUCAACAAGUAAGCGUAUCCACAAGAGUACAGUCAAAACCUUUGCAACAAGUCGCAGAAGAACAAGAAGAAGUAACAAGUAGUACAUCAUCGGAAAAGCAGUCAGAAUCUUCGUCAAAAUCUGAACCUCCAUCUAUCAAUUCUGCUAAAUAUGGUUUCCAAAACAGAUUUGUAUAUGGUUACGACCCAUAUUUCCAAACGUACCAUCAGUUUGGUGUACCACCGAUAGCUCCACUCCCUUAUGCCGGGUUUCCAAGUCCAAUUUAUAGUCCAGCUGGUUUUCCAUAUUAUAAUCCAGUUAGCACUUGGCCAAAUUAUCCAGCACCAGCACCAUCGCCACUUUACGACAUUCCAGGUAUGGCACCAGCAUAUUCGGUUAUUUUGUAAAAUUAAAAAAAGCUUAAAGGUUUAAUUUGUUUUUGUUGUAGAAGAAAACUUCUGUUAGGUAAUUAUUUAUUUAUGUUUAAUAAUAUUUAUUAAAUAAAACAAGUCGAAGAAA
Messenger RNA from Episyrphus balteatus (marmalade hoverfly), 1717 nucleotides. RefSeq lists its product as uncharacterized. NCBI's taxonomy places the organism in Eukaryota, Metazoa, Arthropoda, Insecta, Diptera, Syrphidae. The coding region runs from base 151 to 1605 and encodes 484 amino acids. The transcript has 2 exons. The record is from RefSeq and is a predicted model, not a curated record.